This is a messenger RNA of Phodopus roborovskii (desert hamster), 526 nucleotides long. Its product is annotated as glutamate receptor ionotropic, kainate 2-like. The annotation marks the transcript as partial. The record is from RefSeq and is a predicted model, not a curated record. The transcript is spliced from 3 exons. NCBI's taxonomy places the organism in Eukaryota, Metazoa, Chordata, Mammalia, Rodentia, Cricetidae. Gene Ontology annotation, biological process: G protein-coupled receptor signaling pathway. Gene Ontology annotation, cellular component: membrane. Gene Ontology annotation, molecular function: G protein-coupled receptor activity.
AUGGCAGGUGCUCAGCCUAAACGUAGAUCUAUCCUGACUUCGCAGAUCACUCUUGCCUUCGAUAUAUGCAAAACAUGUGGUGGUAUUUUUGAAUAUGUGGAGUCUGGCCCAAUGGGAGCUGAAGAACUUGCAUUCAGAUUUGCUGUGAACACAAUCAACAGGAACAGAACUCUGCUGCCCAAUACCACUUUAACUUAUGAUACCCAGAAGAUCAACCUCUAUGACAGCUUUGAAGCAUCUAAGAAAGCUUGUGAUCAGCUAUCACUUGGGGUGGCUGCUAUCUUCGGGCCUUCACACAGCUCAUCAGCAAAUGCGGUGCAGUCCAUCUGCAAUGCCCUGGGAGUCCCUCACAUACAGACCCGCUGGAAGCACCAAGUUUCAGACAACAAGGAUUCCUUCUAUGUCAGUCUCUACCCAGACUUCUCUUCCCUUAGCCGUGCCAUCUUGGAUUUGGUGCAGUUUUUCAAGUGGAAAACCGUCACAGUCGUGUAUGACGACAGCACUGGUAAGAGCAGGGUCCUCCAUG